Trifolium pratense (red clover) is the source of this 7676-nucleotide messenger RNA. RefSeq names its product C2 and GRAM domain-containing protein At5g50170-like. The transcript has 9 exons. Bases 4449 to 7478 code for a protein of 1009 amino acids. The record is from RefSeq and is a predicted model, not a curated record. Lineage: Eukaryota; Viridiplantae; Streptophyta; Magnoliopsida; Fabales; Fabaceae.
AAUUGGUAUCAGUGAUGACGCUUAAUCCUGCGAAAUUCGAAGUGGCAAGGUUCGACGGGACGGGCAAUUUCGGAUUAUGGCAGAGAAGGGUUAAGGAUCUGUUGGCGCAACAGAGUCUACAGAAGGCGUUGCGCGAGACGAAGCCGGCAGACAUGGACGACACCGACUGGACAGAGAUGAAGGAGAAGGCUGCGGGUUUGAUACGCUUGUGCGUUUCAGACGAGGUCAUGCAUCAUAUCCUUGAUCUAACAACUCCGAAGGAAGUUUGGGAUAAAUUGGAGAGUCAGUACAUGGAGAAAUCGCUUAUGAACAAGUUGUACGCGAAAAAACGGUUGUACAGUCUCAAGAUGGAGGAAGGAUCAAAUUUGCAACAACACGUCAACGUCUUCCAAAACAUUCUCACCGAUCUGACGAGGCUUGGGGUUCAGAUGGACGAUGAAGACAAGGCAAUCAUAUUGUUGUGCUCGUUACCAGAGUCAUACGACCACUUGGUGACUACCCUUACUUACGGUAAAGAGUCUAUUACUCUCGCUUCGAUUAGUUCUGCACUGUUGUCUCAUAAUCAAAGGAGGCAUAACACAGAGGGCGGUAGUCAUGGCGACGGUUUGUAUGUAAAGGGCGGUUCAGAUCGUGGACGGAACAAGGGUAACACAGGUCCUGCAAAGAAGAGGAAUAAAUCUAAGAACAGGAAAACAGCAGAGUGCUACGGUUGCAAACAGAUUGGCCAUUGGAAGAGGGAUUGUCCAAACAGAAAGCAAGGGGCAUCAACUUCAGCCAAUAUAGUUCAAACUGAUGACUCUGGCAGUGAGGGAGACUUACUUUGUGUUUCAUCUAGCAAGUGCACAGAUGCGUGGAUUCUUGAUUCUGGUUGCUCCUAUCAUAUGACGCCGAAUCGGGAGUGGUUCACUACAUUCAGGUCAGGCAGUUUUGGUUUUGUUUAUUUGGGUGAUGAUAAAGCUUGUGCUAUCACUGGAAUAGGGCAGAUUAAAAUUGCUAUGGAUGAUGGUGGUGUGCGGACACUAAAUGAUGUUCGAUAUAUUCCAGAAUUGAGAAAGAACUUGAUCUCCUUAGGUACUCUACAGGCACAUGGUUACUCAUACAGGUCUGAUGGAGAUAGGGAUAUCUUGAAGGUUAGCAAGGGUGCAUUGACAGUGAUGAGAGCAAAGAGGACUGCAGGUAACAUCUACAAGCUGUUGGGGCAUACUGUUGUAGGUAAAGUCGAAGAAAUGUGUCUUCGUCGGUUACUCUAAAGGGGUGAAGGGGUUUAAGUUAUGGGAUCCGGUUUCAAAGAAGAUGGUUCUGAGUCGAGAUGUUGUUUUUGAUGAGCAAUUUAUGUUGAAACAACCAGAAGUGACAGAAUCAGCAGGAGGAAAUCCUAACAAAGAAGCCAUUCAGGUAGAAAUUGAGCCGACACCAACCAAUACCAUAUCACAGGUACAUCAACAACCACCUGAAACUACAACAACUAAUAAUGACACUGAAGUUUUAGGUGGAGCAACUGAAGAUUUAGCUGGAGAAAAUGAUUAUCAGCUUGUCCGUGAUAGAGAACGACGCUCCGUUAAGCCACCAGAAAGAUAUGGGUACGAAGACUUGGCAGCAUAUGCACUUCUUACUAGUUCUGGAGAUCCUUCCACAUUUCGAGAGGCUAUGGCCAGUCAGGAGAAAGAAAGGUGGAUGGGUGCUAUGAUGGAAGAAAUGGAGUCGUUACAGAAAAAUCAGACAUGGGAGCUUGUUCAGCUUCCUAAGGGCAAGAGGGCUAUCGGUUGCAAGUGGGUGUACAAGAGAAAACCAGCAGUAACAGAAAAAGAAGGGGAAAAGUUCAAGGCUCGUCUUGUAGCAAAGGGGUACUCACAGCAGAAAGGGAUUGAUUAUGAUGAGAUUUUCUCUCCGGUCGUUAGACAUACUUCUAUCAGGGCAGUGUUAGCCUUGGUAGCCAGCCGAGACAUGCAUUUAGAACAGAUGGAUGUGAAGACAGCAUUCCUUCAUGGUAAUCUAGAUGAGCAAAUUUACAUGGAGCAGCCAGAGGGUUUCAGUGACACUGGAAAAGGCCGACUAGUUUGUAAAUUGAAGAGGUCUCUAUAUGGUCUAAAGCAAUCUCCCAGGCAGUGGUACAAGCGGUUUGAUUCCUACAUGCUUCAGAUUGGCUACAAGCGGUGUGAGUAUGACUGUUGUGUCUAUGUCAGGAGCCUUGAUGAUGGCUCUUUUAUUUUUCUGUUACUUUAUGUUGAUGAUAUGUUAAUUGCUGCUAACCAUUUACAUGAUGUAAAUGAACUGAAAAUUUUGUUGGGUAAAGAAUUUGACAUGAAAGACUUAGGUGCUGCUAAGAGGAUUCUUGGGAUGGAAAUUCACAGGGACAAGGGAGCUAGAAAAUUGUGGCUCUCUCAGAAAAGCUAUGUUGAAAAGGUACUAAACAGGUUUGACAUGAGUAAUUCGAAAGCUGUGAGCACUCCAUUGGCGAAUCACUUUAAACUUACAUUGGAUCAGUGUCCGAAGUCAGAUUCAGAAAUUGAGUAUAUGUCAAAGGUUCCUUAUGCCAGUGCUGUUGGUUGUUUAAUGUAUGCUAUGGUCUGUACAAGGCCAGAUUUGGCACAAGCUGUAAGUCAAGUUUGCAAGUUUAUGUCUAAGCCAGGAAAGCAUCAUUGGGAAGCAGUCAAAUGGAUUUUCAGGUACUUGAAAGGUACAACAGGUCAUGGUAUCAUGUUUAGCAGUGAAAAGGGUAAUCCUUCAGUUGUAGGAUAUGUUGAUUCAGACUACGCCGGUGAUAUGGAUGACAGGAGGUCUACUACAGGUUAUGUGUUUACUCUUGCAGGAGGACCUAUUUGUUGGAAAUCGUCAGUUCAAUCUAUAGUGGCUAUGUCAACAACUGAAGCAGAGUACAUGGCAGUAGCUGAAGCUGCCAAAGAGGCCUUAUGGCUUACAGGAUUAGUGAAGGAAUUGGGUGUUGAGCAAGGUGGAGUUCAACUGCAUUGUGAUAGUCAGAGUGCCAUUUACUUGGCCAAGAAUCAAGUGUAUCAUGCUAGAACUAAGCAUAUUGAUGUGAGGUUUCACAAGAUCAGAGAGCUACUUACAACUGGACAGAUAUUACUUGAGAAGGUUCAUACUUCAGAGAAUGCAGCUGACAUGUUGACCAAGCCAGUCACCAGUGACAAGUUCAAGCAUUGCUUGGACUUGUUACAUGUUUCUCAGUGUUAAGAAGGAAACGACCCCCCCUAGCGCUAAGGAUGCGGAUGUCAUACAGAGGUUCUUCAUAUGGGUUUGAUAUUCACCAAGGUGGAGAUUGUUGAGUAUGGUUCAUAUAUGCAUCAGGAAGAGGCUGGGGGCGGCCCGGAGCUGAGCUAGCGGAGCGAAGCGAAGCUCCGGCCGCCCCCUGCCCAUAUGGGCUUUGACCAGAUGUUUUGGGGGGCGCUAGGGGGGUGCGGGGGGCGAUAGCCCCCCGCGGUAUGGUGCAGGGGUAUUUACGACAUUCUGCUAUUAUUAUAUAUACCGCUUGUAACACUGAAACCCUAAUUUGAUUCUUUCAUCUAAUAGAAACGAGCUGUAGCGAAUUCUGCAGCCGGAGACGUACCUAAGGGGAACUCCGUUAUCAAACUUCUUGUGUUCUUAUUGUUUGCAAUUUCGUUAUUAUUACCUUCUGUUACUAUUUGUGCACAACAGUUACUUUUUUUUCCAAAGUGGUUACUUUUUAAUAUGAGCCCUUAGAUUUACUUUUGCCACUUAUCAAUGAAAAGGAGUAAAGGGAGCAAACACAAAUGGAACAAAGCUGCAUUCCUGUGUAAGAUAAGUAACUGUGCUCUUUAGCUAUGAAUCACGACACACAUAUCGGACACAACACACAACACAGACACAAUUCAAUGUAAUUAUAAGCAGUGUCGUGUCGCGCCUAAUCCGAGGAGUGUUCGUGAUUCACAGCUCUUUAUUCUUUGAGAGUUUUCAUUGGCUUGUAUUCAAGAUAGAAUAGAAGAAUGUUUGUUGAUUCUUCUUCGCCUGCAAAACAUAUCUCCCCACCCACCGCCAACUUAUUUUACUUUAAUACUUAUCCUAUACAUGCUAUCUAUUUCUGCUUUGAAGUUUCCUUUGGCAGGAAACACACAAAACCAGACGAAAACAAAACACAAUUUAAAGUAAAAGUUUGGCCUCAUAAUGACCAAAGCUCAUAAAUUUGACAACGUAAAUAAAAUAAUCCGAGUCAAGAAACCACCUUUCAUAACUAACGACAAAAGACCUUUCAUUUACCCAAAUCUCAAGCUAACUUCUAAUUCAAUCCAAUCUUUUCCAAAUUCUCAUUCCGUUAACUCCACGUUUUACUCUGUCACAUUGUCACCAUUCCACGUGUCAUUUCUUCAACUUCCACGUCAUCUUCCCACACUAAUAAAAGUGUUUUCUCUUCUCUUCUGAAACAUGUUAUGUUACACCGCUUUUGCUUUAUAUUAUAUUUAUAAUAACAAGCUAUGUUGAAGAAGUUAUAUGUAUGUGUAUUGGAAGCCAAAGACUUACCCGUAAAGAAUUAUCGUGUGAAGCUUCAACUUGGAAAGCUCAAGUACAAGACAAGGAUAUCCAGAAACACGUUCAAUCCCAUUUGGAACCAGGAAUUUGUUUUCAAGGUGGUGAAGGAUAUUGCAGAGGAAGUGCUUGUUGCCACUGUUGUUAAUGAUCACAGUUAUGGUGAUGUAGUGGAUUUUGUCGGUGAAGUGCGGAUUCCGGUUGGUUUUGAUCAGGUUAAUAACAAGCAAAUAUUGCCACCGACGUGGUUCUCCCUUCAAUGUUCUAACAAGGGUGCCAGAUUUUUCAACAAAUUUUCUGGGAAGAUUCUCCUUACAAUUUCUCUUCAUUGUAAAAGUCGUGCUUCUUCGAUGAAUCAUAAGCAUUCUCCAAACUCAACUAUUGCAGACUUGGAUGAUCUUCACACUUCAUCGCAGCCAUCUUUUCAUAAAAUUCGUAAAAUGGGUGAAGGCAAACAGUUGUUGAAGGUUAUUGCUAAUCGUAUAGAUAGGAUUUUUAAUAAAAAGGAACGGAACUCAAAAUCGGUGGAUUGUUCAGAAACAUCAAAUUCAUUAUCUGAUUAUGAAGAUAGUGUAGAAGAAAAUUCACCCCCAUGUAGCUUUGAAGAAGGCAUUGCAGUAAUGGAAACAAGAGAUGGACAACCAGAAAGUCCUGAAAAUUUGCCGGGUGGUGUUCUAAUAGAUAAAAUUUAUGCAGUAUCUCCAUACAAUCUUAAUGUGGUUCUUUUCGCACCGAAUUCUCAGUUUAGGAAAGAUUUGGCAGAACUACAAGGGACAACAAAUUUGCAAGAAGGGGCUUGGUCCUGGAAAGGUGAAGACAUGUCUUGUUUGACUCGAGUUGUUACCUAUACAAAAGCUGCUUCAAAAUUAGUCAAGGCUGUUAUUGCCACUGAGGAGCAAACCUAUAUUAGAGUGACCAAAGAUGAAUUUGUUGUACUUGUUAGUGUAUGCACUCCUGAUGUUCCAUAUGGGAAUACAUUUCGGGUUGAAUUGCUUUACAAGAUAAUGCCUGGAGAAGAGGUGUCUUCUGGGGAUGAAUCCUCACAUCUUGUGAUAUCAUGGGGAAUUGUCUUCCUACAAAGUACAAUGAUGAAAGGUAUGAUAGAGAGUGGAGCUAGACAAGGUUUGAAGGAGAGUUUUGAUCAGUUUUCUAACCUACUUGCUCAAAGUUUCAAGGUACUAGAUAAGCAAGAUUUGAUAAACAAAGAACACUUGUUGGCAACUUUGCAGACUGAAAACCAGUGGAAUUGGUGGCAGGCUAUUGCAUACUUCUGGAAUUUCCCAGUAGUUUCAACAUUUUUUAUGGUUUUGUAUCUGUUGCUGCAUAUUUUAAGGUGUGGUCCUAGUCAACCUCAGGGUUUGGAGUUUAGAGGGAUUGAACUGCCAGAUAGCUUAGGAGAGCUAGUUACAAGUGGAAUUUUAGUUAUCCAGUUGAAACGUGUUUAUUAUAUGGUAUCUCACUUUGUGCAAGCUAGAUUUCAAAUGGGAACUGACCAUGGCAUGAAAGCACAUGGGGAUGGAUGGGUUGUUACUAUAGCUUUAAUUGAGGGAGUUGAGCUGGCCUCAUUGGAGUCAACAGGCUUGUCAGAUCCCUAUGUAGUUUUCACCUGUAAUGGACAAACAAGGUCAAGCUCUGUCAAGCUUGAGACAUCAGAUCCUCAAUGGAAUGAGAUAUUAGAGUUUGAUGCUAUGGAAGAACCGCCAUCAGUUUUACAUGUGGAAGUUUUUGAUUUUGAUGGUCCAUUUGACCAAGAUGUUUCACUUGGACACGCUGAGAUCAAUUUCCUAAAACACACAUCAACAGAAUUGGCAGACAUGUGGGUCAUGCUUGAAGGUAAGCUAGCGCAAUCUGCUCAAUCGAAGUUGCAUUUGAGGAUUUUCUUGGACAAUAAUAAAGGAGUUGAAACUAUCAAGGAUUACUUGGAGAAAAAGGAAAAGGAAGUAGGCAAAAAGUUGAAUCUUCCAUCACCUCAAAGGAAUUCUACAUUCCAGAAACUGUUUGGAUUGCCUCCAGAAGAGUUCCUAAUCAAUGAUUUCACAUGUUCCCUGAAGAGAAAAAUGCAUUUACAGGGCCGGCUAUUUCUUUCGGCAAGGAUUGUAGGAUUUUAUUCAAAUUUAUUUGGACAUAAAACCAAAUUUUUCUUCCUUUGGGAAGAUAUUGAAAACAUUCAAGUGCUUCCUCCAUCAUUAGCAUCAUUAGGAAGCCCUACAUUGGUCAUAAUUCUUCGAAGAGGAAGAGGUAUCGAUGCAAGGCAUGGUGCCAAGUCACAAGAUGAAGAAGGAAGGCUUAGGUUUCAUUUUCAGUCAUUUGUUUCUUUUGGUUCUGCAUCCAGAACAAUAAUGGCCUUGUGGAGAACAAGAAUAUUGAACCCCUAUCAGAAAGAACAUAUUAUGGAGGAGCAUGAAGAUCAAGAAGUUUUGGUAAUGCCUGAUGACUCUGGAUCUAUCCUAGAGGAUGAAGAAAAAAUGUCCAGUAUUUAUUCUGCUGAAUUGCCAAUUAAGAUGGGAUUAGUGAUGGAAAUUUUUGAGGGAGGAAACCUAGAGCAUAAGAUUAUGAAGAGAAGUGGUUGUAUAAACUAUGACACUACACUUUGGGAACCAGUAAAACCUGAUGUUCGCGAAAGGCGUGUUUCUUACCAAUUUAAUCGAAAUUCAUCGGUGUUUGAUGUAACAAGCACACAACAAAAGUUUCCAAAUACAAUCACAGGAGGUUUGAUUGUGAAUGAAGUUAUGGUCCUUAAUGGUGUCCCAUUUUCCGAUCACUUCCGUAUUCAUUUUAGGUACGAAAUUGAGAAAUCAGCUCUUAGUGAAUGUGCUUGCAUGUGUGAUGUAUACAUUGGCAUUAUGUGGCUUAGGAGCUCUAAGUUUCAGCAAAGGCUCAAUCGGAACAUAACAUCCAAGUUUAAAAUUCGACUUGAGGAAAUAUUUGAACUGGUGCAGAAAGAGAUUUUGUUGCUGUCUAACAACUCGCAUGUGUAAAGGAUGAAUGGAUUAGUGAGACUAAAAAAUUGUAAUUUGUAUAAGGUGAAAGAAAUUACCUCUGUAUAGAGUGAUAGUUUAAUUUUUAAUUUUAGUUUUCAAUAGAUAAUCAUGGUUGAUAAUAAAAGAAGUUAACUUAAUUCUGUGCAAAAAAGAGAUUGCUGUACCAAAAAUAAUUAAAUUUGAUAGUUUCACUGA